This is a messenger RNA of Nomia melanderi (Alkali bee), 1443 nucleotides long. It is a transcript of the gene CLS, whose product is annotated as cardiolipin synthase. Gene Ontology annotation, cellular component: mitochondrion; membrane. The record is from RefSeq and is a predicted model, not a curated record. Gene Ontology annotation, molecular function: cardiolipin synthase (CMP-forming) activity. Lineage: Eukaryota; Metazoa; Arthropoda; Insecta; Hymenoptera; Halictidae. Gene Ontology annotation, biological process: cardiolipin biosynthetic process.
AACCGAAGCAUGAGUAUUGAAAAACGAUGGUUUGCACCAUUGAUAAUCAAUAUUUUAUUUACGCAUCUUUAUUUGUGUAAAUGAAAAAAAAAGGUUGAAGUGUUUAUUGUUUAUACAUAUUGUUCAAUUUUCUUUAUUAUAUGUGUAUAUUUAUGCGUGAAAACAUAUACAGUAAUUGGAGGUACAGUUUAACGUUGAUCGAAAUAGGAUCGAUAUUUUCAUGCUACGACGUCGUAGUUGUUAACUAUUAAUUCUCAAUGAAAAUAACUUCAGCUGCUCUAUAUAGACAUACAAUCUGCCAUAUUGUUCGAGUGUUCUUGACAAACGAUGUCUCUUAUUUUUGACAUAGUGAAAACGUUAAUAAAAAUGAUCAGAUCAACUUCAUGUACUCUUACACUAUGAAAUUUGAAAAUGUUUAAAUUGAUAAGGUGAUCCAAGCAAGGACGAUUUCUAUUUCAAAGGAUUUCAAAUUUUAGGUGAAAUAUAUGAUACUAUUGCAUUAGAAUUCAUCUGUUUCAUGUUGUAGGAAAGAAAAUAGUUAUGAGCUACUUUACUAUAUUGCGUUUCAAGAAAACUACAACUUUAAAUAAAUAUUUAUUAGAAAAAUGUUUGAAACAAUAUUUAACAUAUCAUGGAAGUGUAUAUUCCACUGGAAUUAAUAAUCAUCAUAAAAAUUACGUUUCUAAGAAUGAACGUAUUCGAAAAUCGCAAAUAUUUCAAAACAUUAAACAUACUAAACGAAAAGUAGAGGAAAUUAUAGAAAGGGAAAAUAUUUGGACAGUACCAAACUUACUUUGUAUGGGUAGAAUUAUAACAUCACCUUAUUUAAGUUACUUAAUUUUGUCACAGGAUUAUCAGGUAGCAUUGUGGCUUUUAAUAAUUGCAGGAUUAAGUGAUUUGGCAGAUGGAUGGAUUGCACGUACAUGGACAUCUCAAGCUUCAAAACUUGGUAGUUUUUUGGAUCCAGUUGCAGAUAAAUUACUUGUUGGUACAUUGUUCUUCUCAUUGGCAUCGGUAGGAUUGGUUCCUGUUCCUUUAACAUGUCUGGUAAUUUCGAGGGAUGUUGCCUUGGUUUCUGCUGCUUCAUACAUAAGAUAUCGUUCUUUACCUCCACCAAAAACCCUGACAAGAUAUUUUGACCCUACACAUGCAACUGUACAGUUGGCUCCAACAUAUAUAAGUAAAAUUAAUACUGUUAUUCAAUUGUUUUUUGUUGCUGGAACUUUGGCUGCUCCUAUAUUUCACUUUGUAAAUCAUCCAAUGUUAGGAUGCCUGUGUUAUAUCACAGCAUUAACAACAUUAGCAGGUGGUCUAAGCUAUUUAAAAUCAAAAAAUACAUAUAAAUUAUUAAGUAAAAAAACUUGAAGAAAACCAUCUUGUUAAAUGUAUCAUAUAUAUUCUACUAUUAAUCAUAAGAAAUAAAAUGUUACCAUGUUUUAUAGA